Molecule: messenger RNA, 1188 nt
Organism: Musca vetustissima
Lineage: Eukaryota; Metazoa; Arthropoda; Insecta; Diptera; Muscidae
Gene: Cth
Product: cystathionine gamma-lyase
Exons: 6
Coding region: 1-1188 (395 amino acids)
Biological process (GO): transsulfuration
Cellular component (GO): cytoplasm
Molecular function (GO): cystathionine gamma-lyase activity; pyridoxal phosphate binding
Source: RefSeq, a predicted model, not a curated record
AUGACUGAGCUGGGUUUCAAGAAACAACCUAAAGGUUUUGCUUCAAAGGCAAUUCACGUAGGUCAAGAUCCUGAGCAAUGGAAUAGUUUGUGUGUUAUUCCUCCAAUCUGUUUGAGCACUACGUACAAACAAGAUGGUCCCGGACAACAUAGGGGGUUUGAAUACUCCCGAAGUGGAAAUCCUACUCGAAAUGUACUGGAAAAGUGCUUAGCAUCGCUGGAUAAUGGAAAGUACGGAUUGACUUUUUCGUCCGGAUUAGGCGCAACAACAGCGGUUUUGACUAUGCUUUCCAACGGUGAUCACAUUGUCAUCGGUGAUGAUAUUUAUGGUGGUACAAAUCGUUUAAUCAGACAAGUAGCAUCGAAAUUUGGAAUUGAAGCUACAUUUGCUGAUCCAACAAAUAUUGAGGAUUUCAAAGCAGCUAUAAAGCCAAACACAAAAUUAGCGUGGGUUGAAACACCAACGAAUCCUACAAUGAAAGUUGUUGAUAUUGAAGCCCUAGCCGAAGUUGUACACAAAGCUGGCGAUAUCAUAUUUGCUGUGGACAAUACUUUCUUGACAUCGUAUUUCCAAAGACCCCUGGAGUUGGGCGCUGAUUUAGUUUGUUAUUCUUUAACUAAAUAUAUGAAUGGUCAUACUGAUGUCGUAAUGGGAGCUGUUACAAUGAACUCGGAAGUACUGUACAAUCGUCUAAAGUUUCUACAAAACGCUGUCGGCAUUGUUCCAUCUCCGUUUGAUUGUUACCAAGUAAAUCGCUCAUUGAAGACCCUUGCUUUGCGCAUGGAACAACAUUUCAAAAACUCAGUGGCAGUUGCGAAGUUUUUAGAAAGUCAUCCAUACGUUGAAAAGGUUCUGCACCCAGCCCUUCCUUCUCAUCCAAACCAUAAAAUUGCACUAAAACAAACAUAUGGUUAUAGUGGAGUAUUUUCAUUCUACCUAAAAGGAGAUUUGAAAAAUUCGACCGAGUUUUUGAAAAGUCUUCAUAUGUUUGCACUCGCAGAAAGUCUUGGAGGAUACGAAAGUUUGGCUGAAUUACCAUCUGUAAUGACUCAUGCUUCUGUACCAGCUGAAGACAGAAAAAAGUUGGGAAUAACGGAUUCUCUGAUUCGAUUAUCUGUGGGUCUCGAAGACGUAGAAGACUUAAUCGAAGAUCUAAGUAACGCUUUAAAAGCAGCUCAAAUUGUUUAA